Haliaeetus leucocephalus (bald eagle) is the source of this 4387-nucleotide messenger RNA. RefSeq names its product Janus kinase 1 (gene JAK1). The record is from RefSeq and is a predicted model, not a curated record. Gene Ontology annotation, molecular function: non-membrane spanning protein tyrosine kinase activity; ATP binding; cytokine receptor binding. Gene Ontology annotation, cellular component: membrane; cytoskeleton; cytosol. The coding region runs from base 449 to 3910 and encodes 1153 amino acids. Lineage: Eukaryota; Metazoa; Chordata; Aves; Accipitriformes; Accipitridae. The transcript is spliced from 27 exons. Gene Ontology annotation, biological process: cytokine-mediated signaling pathway; cell surface receptor signaling pathway via JAK-STAT; hemopoiesis.
CCGCCCCCCCCUCCGCCUCCUCAGCCCCGCGGCUGAGCGGCGCUCAGCCACGGACGCGUGGUUUGAACAAAGUGUGGCAGAGAUACUGUGUUCAGAAAGACUGUCUACACAACUUGUGGAUUUCUAGGAGGAUGGUAUUGUUAGAGGGCGACUCAGUAACUUGGCGUGGUUGCAGCUAGGAGGGAGAGAGGAAAUGAUCACUGAAGGUUGAAAGAACGUGUAGAAAAUUCUGAUGAAACUUUAGUGGUGAGCAUUGGCACACACAACCCCUCCAUCCUGGAGGUCUCGAGAUCAGCAGUGGUGUUGUCCACUAUGUAAAGUAAGAGAUGUUAGAGCCAGCACUGGGAAAGAAGAUACAGCAGGAGGUACUCGGGCCAGAGUCAAGUUGCUCUUGGAGAGCACGAAGAUAAUCCAUUUCAGUUGUGUAGAGGAUCAGACAGUCACAUAAAUGCAGUAUCUAAAUGUAAAAGAAGAUUGCAAAGCCAUGGCUUUCUGUGCAAAAAUGAGGAGCACAAAGAAGACCGAAGUAAACCUGGAAGCUCAGCAUCAGGGUUUAGAAAUACUUUUCUACCUGCAAGAUAAAAAUCCUAUUUGUUACACCAGUGGCGAGUUUACCUCGGAGGAGCUGUGCAUUGAAGCUGCACAGAGGUGUUCUAUAUCUCCUCUGUGCCAUAAUCUCUUUGCACUGUAUGAUGAAAACAGAAGACUCUGGUAUGCACCAAACCAGGUUUUUAAGAUAGAUGAAAAAACAUCACACCGGCUCCAUUAUCGAAUGAGAUACUACUUUACAAACUGGCAUGGCACUAGUGAAAACGAACCCUCAGUGUGGAGGCAUUCCCCAAGGAAGGCAAAGAACUCUUACGAGAAAAAGCUGGCACCAGAAGGAACCCCUAUACUUGAUGCACAUUCAUUAGAAUACAUCUUUGCACAGGGUCAGUAUGACUUAGUGAAAGGCCUGGCACCAAUCCGUGAUCCUAAAAAUGAUCAAGAGGUUCAUGAAAUUGAAAACGAAUGUCUGGGGAUGGCUGUCCUUGCAAUCUCUCACUAUGCCAUCAAGAAAAAUGUGAAGCUUCCAGAGCUUCCCAAAGAUAUCAGUUAUAAGCAUUAUAUUCCUGAAACUUUGAACAAGUCUAUCAGACAGAGGAAUUUCUUAACCAGGAUUCGGAUAAAUAAUGUUUUCAAGCAUUUCCUUAAAGAGUUUAACAACAAAACCAUUUGCGACAGUAGUGUGUCUCCACGUGAUCUGAAAGUUAAAUAUUUAUCAACGAUGGAGACCUUGACUAAACAUUAUGGAGCAGAAAUUUUUGAGACUUCGUUUUUGCUGAUUUCAUCUGAGAAUGAAAUAAAUAUAUUUAAUUGUGGAGACAGUGAGAUCCUCCCACUAUAUGAAGUCAUUGUAACAGGAAACAAUGGAAUUCAGUGGAGGCUCAAGCCAAAUUCUGUACAGACAGAGAAAGAGAAGAAGAAGAAGUCUGAUGGCAAAAACAAAAAGGAUGAAGAAAAACAAAAAAUUCGAGACUUAUGGAACAAUUUUUCCUAUUUUCCUGAAAUCACCCACAUUGUCAUCAAGGAGUCUACAGUUAGCAUUAACAAGCAGGAUAACAAAAGGAUGGAAUUAAAACUAUCCUCACAUGAUGAGGCCCUGUCAUUUGCAUCGUUGAUAGAUGGAUACUUCAGACUUACAGCGGAUGCCCACCAUUAUCUCUGCACAGAUGUGGCUCCCCCACUGAUUGAGCACAACAUAAAAAAUGGAUGCCAUGGUCCCAUUUGCACGGAAUAUGCCAUCAACAAACUGCGACAGGAAGGGAAUGAAGCAGGCAUGUAUGUGUUGAGAUGGAGCUGCACAAACUUUAACCACAUUCUCAUGACAGUGACUUGUUUUGAAGGCUCAGAGCAGAUGAUAAAUAAUUCAAUCCAGUACAAGAACUUCCAGAUUGAGGUGAAGAAAGGCGGGUACUUCCUACAUGGUUCAAACAAGUCUUUCUCAUCCUUAAAAGAGCUGAUGGAUCACCUGAAAGGACAAAUACUUCGGACAGACAACAUAAGCUUUACACUGAAGAGGUGCUGCCAACCAAAACCAAGAGAAAUCUCCAACUUGCUAGUUGCAACCAAGAAGGCGCAGGAAUGGCAGCCUGCUUAUCACCUAGGGCAGCUGAGUUUCCAUCGAAUCCUCAAGGAAGAAAUAAUGCAGGGCGAACAUCUUGGAAGAGGGACGAGAACACAGAUUUAUUCAGGGAUUCUCAACUACAAAGAUGAUGAGAAUGAAGGAUAUCAAAAUGAAAAAGAGAUUAAAGUCCUCCUCAAAGUCUUGGACCCCAGCCACAGAGACAUUUCUUUGGCAUUCUUUGAAACGGCAAGCAUGAUGAGGCAGGUGUCUCACAAGCACAUUGUCCUCCUCCAUGGAGUCUGCGUCCGUGAUGUAGAAAAUAUCAUGGUUGAAGAGUUUGUUGAAUUUGGGCCUCUGGAUCUGUUUAUGCAUCGGAAGAGCGAAGUUCUGACAACUCCUUGGAAAUUCAAAGUUGCCAAGCAACUUGCAAGUGCCCUAAGCUACUUGGAAGAUAAAGAUUUGGUACAUGGAAAUGUGUGUACUAAAAAUAUCCUACUGGCAAGAGAGGGAAUUGACACGGAAUAUGGUCCUUUUAUAAAGCUGAGCGACCCAGGAAUACCAAUAACUGUGCUGUCCAGACAAGAAUGUGUUGAGCGAAUCCCCUGGAUUGCACCUGAAUGUGUUGAAGACUCCAAAAAUUUGAGCAUUGCAGCAGAUAAGUGGAGUUUUGGUACAACACUGUGGGAAAUCUGCUAUAAUGGAGAAAUACCGCUGAAAGACAAGACGUUAGCAGAGAAGGAGAGGUUCUACGAGGGGCAUUUUGUGUUGGCAACACCAUCUUGCAAGGAACUAGCGGACCUGAUGAAACAGUGCAUGAACUAUGACCCCCAUCAGAGACCCUUCUUCAGAGCGAUCAUGAGAGACAUCAAUAAACUAGAGGAACAAAAUCCCGAUAUCGUCUCAGAGAAGAAGCCCUUUACAGAGGUCGAUCCCACGCUCUUUGAAAAACGAUUCUUGAAAAGAAUCCGUGACUUGGGAGAGGGCCACUUUGGAAAGGUUGAACUCUGCAGAUAUGAUCCAGAAGGCGACAAUACAGGGGAGCAAGUGGCAGUUAAAUCGCUAAAGCCAGAGAGUGGAGGGAAUCACAUCGCUGAUCUCAAGAAGGAAAUAGAAAUCUUGAGGAACCUGUAUCAUGAGAACAUUGUCAAAUAUAAGGGAAUUUGCACAGAAGAUGGAGGAAGUGGGAUUAAACUCAUCAUGGAAUUUCUUCCUUCUGGGAGCCUAAAGGAGUAUCUCCCCCGGAACAAGAACAAAAUCAAUCUCAAACAGCUUCUCAGAUACGCGGUUCAGAUCUGCAAGGGGAUGGACUAUUUGGGCUCCUGUCAGUAUGUGCACCGUGACUUAGCAGCAAGAAACGUCCUUGUUGAAAGCGAGAACAGAGUGAAGAUUGGAGACUUUGGUCUCACCAAAGCAAUCGAGACCGAUAAGGAGUACUACACAGUCAAAGAUGACCUCGACAGCCCCGUUUUCUGGUAUGCUCCAGAAUGCUUGCUUCAGAGUAAAUUUUAUAUCGCCUCGGAUGUCUGGUCGUUUGGGGUGACACUGUACGAACUGCUUACAUACUGUGAUUCGGAGUCCAGUCCCAUGGCAGAGUUCUUGAAAAUGAUCGGCCCCACGCAGGGACAGAUGACGGUAGCACGGCUGGUGCGUGUCUUGCAAGAAGAAAAGCGUUUGCCACGUCCACCCAGCUGCCCAGAGGAGGUGGACCAGCUGAUGAGGAAGUGCUGGAUAUUCAAACAUGAUGAACGGACAACCUUUCACAAUUUGAUUCAAGGAUUUGAAACAAUUAUGAGUAAAAUGUAAUUCAUUUUUUUUGUACUUUAAUGUGUGUCAAAAUACAAAUGCCCAAGACCUUUCAUUUUUUUUAACUACUGUAAUUUGUACUCUGACUGUGCUAAUGUGUUUAAAGGAUUCUUUUCCCAACAGUUUUCCUUUUUAAUUUUAGUCAACAGUUGGAUCAAAUGAAUUAAAAGGUAUGGCAGAAACAAUAGCUUCAACUCUCUUUGCUGCUGUUAUUGCCAGGCAGUUUUAUCUUUAUCUGAUUAUGGUCUUGCCACAAUUUGAACUACCCAGAUGAAUGCGAACUGAAAGAGCCAUGUCAAAAAAUGCUGCAGUUCUCAGUGCAAUCUGUAGCAUUUAAAACAGGUCUGCUGUGUACACUUAUUCCUUGAAUAACUGAACUAGUGGACAUAAGCAGACUUGAUACAGUAAUUUAAUAAUUUUCAUGGGUUUUGAGGAGGUUUUAAAAAAAGUUUGGCUGACAAAUAUAUUUUGUGUGCA